Sclerotinia sclerotiorum 1980 UF-70 is the source of this 1566-nucleotide messenger RNA. Its product is annotated as 60S ribosomal export protein NMD3. The record is from RefSeq and is a predicted model, not a curated record. The transcript has 2 exons. Gene Ontology annotation, cellular component: cytoplasm; nucleus. Gene Ontology annotation, molecular function: ribosomal large subunit binding. Bases 1 to 1566 code for a protein of 521 amino acids. Lineage: Eukaryota; Fungi; Ascomycota; Leotiomycetes; Helotiales; Sclerotiniaceae. Gene Ontology annotation, biological process: ribosomal large subunit export from nucleus.
AUGUCUGCUAUGGAUGUUGACGACGCGCCCGUAUCUAUUGCCUCAAGAUUUCAGGCACAAGAUCAGCAAACUGGUGCCACUAUUCUCUGCUGCAAUUGUGGCGCUCCUAUCGAUGGAACAACCUCCGCCGGCGCUCUCUGCUAUGAUUGCGUAAAACUUACUGUCGAUGUAUCGCAAGGUAUUCAAAGAGAGGCCACUGUACACUUUUGUCGAGAUUGCGAACGAUGGUUACUCCCACCUCAAACCUGGAUCCAAGCCUCACUCGAAUCCCGAGAACUCCUUGCCCUCUGCCUGAAGAAACUUAGAGGUCUACACAAAGUACGAAUUAUCGAUGCGAGUUUCAUUUGGACGGAACCUCAUUCUCGAAGAAUUAAAGUGAAGCUUACUAUACAAGAUUCAGUAUCGGAGGGUGUGGUAUUGCAACAAUCGUUUGAGGUUGAAUAUGUGGUUGCCUAUCAACAAUGUCCCGAUUGUGCGAAAUCUUAUACUGCAAAUACAUGGAGAGCUUGCGUGCAAGUCAGACAAAAGGUCCCUCACAAGAGGACGUUUUUGUAUUUGGAACAGUUGAUCUUGAAGCAUGGUGCACACAAGGACACUAUCAAUAUUAAGGAAGUUAAGGAUGGUUUGGACUUCUUCUUCGCAGCACGAAACUCAGCCGAAAAGUUUGUCGACUUCUUGCAUUCCGUGGCGCCUGUUACAGCAAAGAAGUCUCAGGAACUCAUUUCCAUGGAUAUUCACACAUCUACCAAAUCCUACAAGUUCUCCUUUUCCGUCGAGUUAGUUCCGAUCUGUAAAGAUGAUUUGGUUGCGCUUCCGAUUAAGUUAGCAAAGUCCGCUGGAAAUAUUUCCCCUCUUGGUCUCUGUUAUCGAAUUGGUAAUUCUAUCAACAUUCUUGAUCCACAAUCUCUUCAAACUGCCGAAAUCAGCUGUCCUAUAUACUGGCGUGCACCAUUCAAGCCUUUGGCCGAUGUCCAGGAAUUAGUGGAAUUCAUCAUUAUGGAUAUUGAGCCCCUUGGACCUACAAAGGGGCGAUGGGCGCUUGCCGAAGCCACUGUUGCUCGUGCAUCUGACCUUGGAUCUAAUGACAAAACCUUUUACACAAGAACCCAUCUAGGAAAUGUGGUUCAUCCUGGAGAUUCUGUCAUGGGAUACAUGAUGACAGGUACCAACUUUAACAAUCCCCAAUACGACGCUCUCGAGGAAUCCAAUAAUUAUGCAUCAAAGAUACCUGAUGUGAUGCUCGUCAAGAAAUUGUACGCAAGAAAGAAGAAGUCUAAGAACAGGAACUGGCGUCUUAAGCGUAUGGGCAAAGAGGAAGGAGAGGUCUUACCCAGAAAGCAAGAUCAAGAAAAGAUGGAUAGAGAUUAUGAGAUGUUCUUACAGGAUGUGGAGGAAGAUCCAGAGCUUAGACAAACACUUGCUUUGUAUAAAGCUCAACAGGCCCAGAAGGAAGCCGAUGCUAUGAGUGUGGCAGAGACUAGUGAUGGUGAAGAUGAGACGCCAAAGAUUGAUAUGAAUGAGCUUCUCGAUGAGUUUGAUGAGCUCAAUAUGCAAGAUGAUCAAUGA